This is a messenger RNA of Phragmites australis (common reed), 1291 nucleotides long. RefSeq names its product basic leucine zipper 19-like. Lineage: Eukaryota; Viridiplantae; Streptophyta; Magnoliopsida; Poales; Poaceae. Gene Ontology annotation, cellular component: nucleus. Gene Ontology annotation, molecular function: DNA binding; DNA-binding transcription factor activity. The transcript is spliced from 4 exons. Gene Ontology annotation, biological process: positive regulation of DNA-templated transcription. The coding region runs from base 307 to 1044 and encodes 245 amino acids. The record is from RefSeq and is a predicted model, not a curated record.
CAUGAUGCUGCAGAAAUGAGCUCCACAAGCAACCAACUCAUGGCAUGCACUCUCACGCAUUGAUGCAAAUGCGAUGCGCCCCACCAUCACCAUGCAUGUGCACUCACACACCCACAAUAUAUUCUACAUAUAUAUGGAUCCACACCUACACUUGCAGCCAGCCAUACAUACACAGUAUACAUAUUAACACAGCGAAGCAAUAGUCUAGCUAGGACACUGUGAUAACACUCGCGUUGUUAGGAAAAGCGAGAAAUAGCUAGCUAGCCGGGAGCAGCGGUGGUGUUUGUGCCAAGAAGAGCUCAAGAAAUGGCGCAGUUGCCACCGAGGGCGCCGAGCGCGGGGGCGGCGGCGGGGGAGUUCCUCGGGUUCGCGGCGGCGAGGCGCGGCGCGCACCGCCGCUCGGCCAGCGAGUCGGCGGCGUUCCUCGAGGCCGUGCCCAUGGACGACGCCAUCGGCGGCGAGUUCGACCGGCUCGACGACGAGCAGCUCAUGUCCAUGUUCUCCGACGUCGACGCGCCGGCCGUCUCCGACGGCGCCGGUGGUGAGAGGGCCGGGGACGCGCACCUGAUGGACAUGGGGGACGCGGAGGACGGAAUGGCAGCCACGUCGCCGGCGGCAGCAGCUCAGGCGGCCGCGGACGGCGUCGCUGACCCCAAGAGGGUCAAGAGGAUAUUGGCAAACAGGCAGUCAGCUCAGAGGUCAAGAGUUAGGAAGCUGCAGUACAUCUCCGAGCUUGAACGCAGUGUCACCAGUCUCCAGAUGGAAGUGUCAGCACUGUCCCCUCGCGUGGCCUUCCUCGAUCACCAGCGGUCACUGCUAACCGUCGGCAACAGCCAUCUCAAGCAAAGAAUUGCCGCACUCGCCCAAGACAAGAUCUUCAAAGAUGCUCACCAAGAGGCACUCAAGAAGGAGAUUGAACGGCUACGCCAACUGUACCACCACCAGCAGAUCAAGGCCACCACCGGUGGAGCGGACAUCGCCACAGUCGCUUCCAUGCAGGCCAGGCAAGAGCUUCUCGCGUGCGAGGGCGCUGCCAUUCGAUAGCGGGAUACGAUCAGACGGGUCAACUUGUGGUGGUUUUUUUGGGCAAUUCAUGGUGUGGAAGACACACACCUGUUAGUAGUUUUGUGCAGUCUGAUGAUAUGUUUGUUCGUUUCUUGCUACUUAAUCUGUUUGUGAUGUUUGCUCACCCUGGCGACAAAAUUGUGCUGGGAUGGGGAAUUUGUUGUGGAUGUAUUGUUUGGACGGCCUUACAUUCGGUUGGUAAACAUAUUUUAAGGUGUUUGCUUUC